AUGCGCAUCUCUUCGGUAUCUCUUCCGUUGUCCCUACUAACACUUAUUUCAAGCGCGCUUGCGGCCCCCAGCAACGGCGACCGCGACCUCCAUGCUGUGGUUCUAGAUGUGCUGGCACGCGCCGCGCCCGAGAGCCCGUCUGGAGACUAUGCGCCCGCCAACGUGGACUGCCCCUCGGAAAGGCCGACCAUCCGGAGCGCCGCCAAGCUGUCGCAGUCUGAGACGGACUGGUUGAAGCUCCGCAGACCCAAGACAAUCGACCCCAUGAUAGCCUUCCUCAAAAGCGCCAACAUCGCCAACUUCGACGCCGUGGGCUUCGUCAAUUCCAACUCGAAGAACUUCUCCGUCGUCCCCAACAUCGGGAUCGCCAUUUCCGGCGGUGGCUACCGCGCCCUGAUGAACGGCGCCGGCUUCGUCGCUGCCGCCGACAACCGCGUUGCUGGUUCCACCGACGCCGGAGGCAUCGGCAGCCUGCUCCAGGCUAGCACCUACCUCGCCGGCCUUUCCGGCGGCGGCUGGCUGGUCGGCUCCAUCUUCGCCAACAACUUCUCCAGCAUCACGACCCUGCGCGACGGGUACGACGGGUCAUCGCUGUGGCAAUUUUCGAACUCCAUCUUCGAGGGGCCCAAGUCGAGCGGCAUCUCGCUUCUGAACUCCGCCGACUACUGGAAGGACGUGGUGGACCAGAUCGACGACAAGGAGGAUGCCGGCUACCCUGCCUCCAUCACCGAUCCCUGGGGUCGCACCCUGUCGUAUCAGCUGAUCAACGCCCAGGACGGCGGGCCGGCAUACACGUUCUCGUCCAUCGCCGACGACAGCAACUUCACCGCCGCGGACACGCCGAUGCCCAUCCUGGUCGCUGACGAGCGGUCUCCCGGCACCACCAUCGUCUCGGCCAACUCGACCGUGCACGAGAUCAACCCGUGGGAGAUGGGCUCGUUCGACCCGACCGUCUUUGGAUUUGCGCCGACGCGCUACGUCGGGUCCAACUUCAGCGGCGGCAGCAUCCCCUCCGACGGGCACUGCGUCCGGGGUUUCGACCAGUACGGCUUCGUCAUGGGCACCUCCUCGUCGCUGUUCAACGAGUUCCUGCAGACCAACCUGUCGUCGUACGACGUUCCCUCGAUCUUCACGGACCUCCUGACCAAGGUGCUCGUCGACGUCGACGAAGACGACAACGACAUCGCCGUGUGGGAGCCGAACCCGUUCUACGGCUACAACAACGCGACCAACAAGAACGCGGGCGCCACGCAGCUGACGCUCGUCGACGGCGGGCUCGACCUGCAGAACAUUCCGUUGCACCCACUCAUCCAGCCCGAGCGCGCCGUCGACGUCAUCUUCGCCGUCGACUCGUCGGCCGACACGACGUACAACUGGCCCAACGGCACAGCUCUGCGCGCCACGUACGCGCGCACCAAGGAGCCUAUCUCCAACGGCACCGCCUUCCCGGCCGUGCCCGACGCCGAGACCUUCAUCAACCUAGGCUUAAACAAGCGACCGACCUUCUUCGGGUGCAACACGUCCGAAUUCUCAUCGUACAAAGUGAUCCCGCCGUUGAUCGUGUACAUGCCCAACGCGCCCUACACGCAGGACAGCAACGUGAGCACGUUCACGCCGUCGUACGCGGACGACCUGCGGGAUAGCAUCAUCACGAACGGGUUCAACGUCGCCACCAUGGGUAAUGGCACCGUCGACAAGGACUGGCCCGCGUGCGCCGCUUGCGCGGUGCUGAGCCGCAGUCUAGAGCGCACGGGCACUGAUGUACCCGCUGCGUGCCAGACUUGCUUUACGCGGUAUUGCUGGAACGGCACCACGGAUAGCACGCCGGUUGGGAGCUAUGAGCCCACGGCGAUCAUCGGGCUGGAUGCGCUGGGUGCUGGUGCGCGCCUGAGUGUGGGCGGACAGGUUGGAGUUGCCUGGGCUGUGGUUGGGCUUGUGGGGUUGGUUCUGGUGAUAUAG
Molecule: messenger RNA, 1959 nt
Organism: Anthostomella pinea
Lineage: Eukaryota; Fungi; Ascomycota; Sordariomycetes; Xylariales; Xylariaceae
Source: the annotation of a GenBank genome assembly